GGAUACUAUAAUAAAUAAGGGUUAAAAAACCUUUAUGUAACUUGGUAGGUAAGCUUCUUUGCCAUACAAAGGUUUGCGAAACGAACCCUAGGGUUUGGGAGGGUGACAAGUGACGGAAGAAACUUCGGUUUCUACACGUUGGAAUUGGAGUUGGUUCGGGUUCGAUGGAAGAAUUUGGUUCUUGGCCUCAUGUAUGCGAGUUACCGGAUUAUGAGAGACACCACCUAAAGUGCUGCUUUGAAGAGGAAUUAAGAGAAUUGAAGCCCUAUGUAGAGCGCGAGAUCCAUGAGUCGCCGGUGGCCAAGGUUAUUCAAGUGUGUCUUGUUGUACUCGAGAUAGCUGCACUAUUUACAGGCAUUUGGGAGCUGCUUGUGUGGAAAUAUUUUGAACAACUGGGCAGUAAUUGCCCAAUUUUUCGGAAGCAACUGGCAUAUGCAUUUACUAAGUUUAUAUUGCGUACUUAUGAUAAGGGAAUAAGUCUUGUCAAAAGUAUUGCUCAAAGGAACUGGGAUCUAAAAAAUUAUAAGUUUCUAUCGGAGAUAGAUAUUAUUUUUAUAUUUAAGAUUUGCUUCUUAACCUUCUGCAAUGACAAGAUUUAUUGUUUUGAUUCAGUGACGCCUCUGGUGCCGAAUGUUUAUGUACAUGCAGUGAAGACAUCCAGAGUUGAUGACAUGCUUAUGGCAAAGAAUGCUUUGCGGGAUUGCACCCCAUUGGAGGGGAAGACAAAUGUCAUCUAAACAAGGGACUUUUAAGUUGGGAACGUAGUAAUGUUCAAAACUUCUUGAUCUGUGAAUUGUUGAAAGAUACAAGGAUUCUAGAGUUGAAAGAAUCUGUUCCAACCCCUGACCCUAUAGAGGUUAUCGGUAGUAUUCUCGAUGAUGUUGUUUCUUGUUAAUUUGUAUCAUGUUGUGUGGGGCAGACGUGAACAGGUAUACCAUGUGCACUGAUACUUGGUGUAUUUUUUCAGUAUUGUGGAGGGCAUGUUUUUCUUGGAAGAUUUAAAAUGAAGUUUGGAUCCUGGGAUUUAUUUAUUUAUGAUGCAUGUGUUCUGGUUUAACGUGUUCUUGCUCUUUAGUUUGAAUUGGUUUUAUAUGUGCUUAUUGAGGUAUGUUCAUUGACUGUUUAGAUAAUUUACUUAUAACAGCUCCUCAUUUAUGAUGGUUUGAUCUUUUUCUCAAUUUCUCAUUAACCACUUGUCAUCACAAUGUUCCAUUUUUAUAUAUUUAUUUGGCUCCUUCAAUGAAUUCUUUUUUUAAUGAAAAUAAAUGAUGUGCCUCUGAGCACAAUUAAGUGUGAAGAGUAUCAAAUUUGCACUGCAUGGUUGUAGUUGCAUGUUGUGCUGUAAAAUGUAGCUGUAACCAAUUCCUGUUUUUUAAAUGAUGUUUUCUUUUCUGUUCUACCCUUUUUUUUUUUUUUUUUUUUUUUUUUUUUUGUUUAUCAUUCUUGGAUUUCAUUUGCACUUCAUGUACAGUAAGUACAAAUCAAAGGUGAUAUGAGGA
Molecule: messenger RNA, 1499 nt
Organism: Rubroshorea leprosula
Lineage: Eukaryota; Viridiplantae; Streptophyta; Magnoliopsida; Malvales; Dipterocarpaceae
Source: the annotation of a GenBank genome assembly